CUCCCAUUGGCCGAUUGUCGAAAAGAGCCGGGGCUACCGGCGCAGUUGCGGAGCGGCGGCCGAGCUCCUCGCAGUACAUACCAGGGAGGGAGGAGGCCCCCCCCCGGGAUACCUGAAAGGAUAAAGUACGAUGACCACACCGGCAGGCUCGGGCGCGGGUUUCGGCUCCGUGUCCUGGUGGGGACUGUCCCCGGCGUUGGACCUGCAGGCUGAGAGUCCUCCUGUGGACCCAGACUUGCAGGCUGAUACAGAGCACGGGACCCCCCAGCUAGAUGUGCUGCUGCUGGGCUCCGUGGAUGGGCGGCAUCUGCUGCGGACACUGGCCCGCGUGGAGCUCUGGUCUCCCAGGAGGUUCCGUUUCUACGUGCUGGAGAAUAAUCUGGAAGCUGUGGCUCGACAUAUGCUGAUCUUUAGCCUAGCCCUGGAGGAUCCUGAGAAGAUGGGGCUGCAAGAGAGGAGCGAGGCCUUCCUGGAGGUGUGGGGUAACACGCUGCUGCGCCCCCCAGUGGCCGCUUUCGUGCGCGCCCAGGCCGACCGCCUAGCACAUCUGGUACCGGAGCCCGACAGCCUAGCGGAGCAGCUGCCCUGGAUUAGCUUGGGUGCACUCAAGUUCCGCGAACGGGACGUUCUGGAGGCGGUAUUCCGCUUUUGGGCCGGUGGGGAGAAGGGGCCGGAGGCCUUCCCAAUGAGUCGCCUCUGGGACUCGAGGCUGCGCCACUACCUGGGCUCCCGCUACGACGCCCGGCGCGGUGUCAGCGACUGGGACCUGCACAUGAAGCUGCACGACCGCGGGGCCCGAGUCAUCCACAUACGCGAGUUCCGGCGCUGGAGGGACACAGGCGUCGCCUUUGAACUCAGAGACUCCAGCGCCUACCAUGUGCCCAACAGGACCCUGGCGUCCGGUCGCCUACUGAGCCAUCGCGGGGAGCGCGUGGCAGCACGAGGGUACUGGGGGGACAUCGCCACGGGGCCCUUCGUGGCUUUUGGCAUCGAAGCGGACGAUGAGAACCUCCUGCGGACCAGCAACGGGCAGCCGAUCAAAACUGCCGGAGAGAUCACUCUGCACAACGUGACGGAGCUGUUCCGAGCGCUGACCGCCUGGGGGCGUCCGAGAGCUUCCCAGGGGGACCUCGUGGAGGUGCCGGGCGAAGAGGAUGGAACCCGCGAGCCUGCCCCGGGCCCGGCAUCCUUCACUAUCUGCUUCCUGCCCCUCCAUUCUUCCCAGACCCUCCACCACAAGACCUGCUACAAGGGACAGUUCCAGCUUCUCUACGUGGCUUGUGGGAUGGCCCAUCUUCUCAGCCCUGAGCUCGGGGCCUGUGUGGCCCCUGGUGGACAUCUGAUUGUGGAGUUAGCCCGGUACCUGGUGGACCUGCGGCAGGAGCAGCUGCAGGCGUUUACCGCCCGGGUUAGGGAGCUAGCUCAGGCAGCCGGAUUCGCCCCACAGCCCGGGGCCAGGCCGUCUGAGACCUUCGCGCGCUUCUACAAGUGCCAGGACUCUGCUCCGGUCUGCACUGACUCAGUGGCCGAACCCGGGCCUCCAAUCCCUGAAGUCCUGGUCCCGCCCCCUGGAGUCGUGGAUCUGCUCCCUGAAGUCGUGGUCUCACCCCAUGAGGCAAGGGACUCACUCUCUGAGGAUCUGACCCAGCCCCUCCAAGGCCGAACCCCACCCCCUGUGCCCCUCCAGCUGCCCUCAGAAUCUCAGGUUUCAUUCUCUGAGGCUUCGGCUCCACCCACAGGGAGUGAGACCUCAAAACCAGAGUCUGACUGGAUCCCCAGAAACCAAGUCCCCCAUCUCUAACUUCUAAAGUCAGGUCUUCAGUCCCAAAGGCUUGAAUUUCAGAUUCCAUUCCUGGGAUUCUAUAUUCUAUCCCUACAAUUGUACAUUGUUUUCUCAGAGUUCUACACUCCACUCCUGAGACUCUAAACGCGGCCUAGAGAUUUGGCCCUGGGUCUACCGCCCUCUAUGUGGUUCCCAGCUGUUCCAUUCCUAACUUGGGGUUGGGGGUGUCUUCUCUCCUGGGGGUGGUCAGCACCCACGUGGUCAAGUAAAGAGAACCUGGUCCUCUUC
Molecule: messenger RNA, 2071 nt
Organism: Rhinolophus ferrumequinum (greater horseshoe bat)
Lineage: Eukaryota; Metazoa; Chordata; Mammalia; Chiroptera; Rhinolophidae
Gene: DNAAF3
Product: dynein axonemal assembly factor 3
Exons: 12
Coding region: 131-1801 (556 amino acids)
Biological process (GO): motile cilium assembly; axonemal dynein complex assembly
Source: RefSeq, a predicted model, not a curated record